AAGAUUGAUGGCUUUAGUAACGUUUGAAACGCUUGUAAUGGCUAACGACCCUAACAACUGUGUCUCGUAAAUUUCUACGUAGGGUGUUAUAAUCUCUCACAGAUUUUUAAAUAUAUAGAAAAAAAUAAAAAAAUCAAAAUUAUAGCCUCAAAAGUCUAAAUCUCGCGCACAUAUUAUUAUUUUGAUCUCCGUAUGUAUAGUAAUGUUAAUACAAUCGACACCUACGAAUUAUUGACCCAAACUCCGAGACGAAUAUUCUGAGAGUGCGAACAAGACGUCACAACAUAAUUACAUACCAUGGCAGGAAUAAGUCCAAUAUUCAAUAUACUCAAAGAAUUUCGCCAGCUCGGCUGCAGCGAUGAGACACGAUGCUCUGCAGCCUACCGGCUUUAUAUCCAUCUUUGCGAGAAACGACACCUCUGGGACGUCCAGUACCAUUACGCGAAGCAUCUGGACAUCGUCUACCUCACGGCACGCAAGGAGCAAGAUUCCCCCGCAGACAUCUACAUCCCGGUGCCAACGUUCGACGAUGUGACCAUGGGUGACAUUGACCGGUACCAAGCAGAGCUAACCGACCCCACAACGACCGAUAAUCGUACCAUUAUCAUUGCAUUCUGUGAUCCCAGCUCGUCGGUGCUGCUGUACAAAAUGACCAACACGAUCAAACCGAUGGAAGAUAAACCUCCGUCGAAGAACAAGCUGUCCAAACAGAGGUUCAAAGUCAAUAGAACGGAUGAUUUGUAGCAUGGCUUUCGGAAACUUGUUCUUGUAGAUGUAUCACCGCCCUUGUGAUUUUGAUCAUUGUUUUUUUUUCUUUAAUUACAGAAUAAGCGGUAUUAAUAUAUUUUCUUGUAUCUGUUUUCCUCGAUUCCUUUUCUUGUAUAGUUAUUGAUUCUUAGCGAUUCUUUCUUCUUUUAAAUGUCUCCAUGCCUCUAUGUAUGUUAUUUUCUGGUUUUCUCUGUUUUUUUUUUUUCAGUAUUUAUUAGGUUAAUGUUUUUCAUCUUUUUUUGACUAGAAUUUAUCAUUUUUAAACCUCUUUUUCUACACCCAUUUUUUACUGCUUUUCGUCGCCGUCUUGCUUCGCUUUGCCCUCAACGAAAAGCUAUAAACCGGUAAUUUAAUGUUAAUGUUUGAAACAUAUGUGUACAAAAACGGAUGAUGCAAGAAGACUGAUGCUGUCUCUAGUUCGGUUGUAUGCUGUAGUUUCUAUAAUGUGUCGUUCCAUUUAUACAAUGCACUUGCAGAUGAAUUUUACUACUUGUGGAAUUGAACAGCUUGUGUUUUUCAAAAGUGCUUUCUUCUGCUUUAUAUUGUGUUUGCUAAAAUUUUACUUGUUUUCGGGUUGUUCUAAAGGUAAAGCAAAGCACCACGCGGGAUGAUAUGACAAACGAAAACGAUGACAGUAACGUUGUGCCAUUGAUUGACGGAUCCUAUAUAAAUGGUUAAAGAUAUAAACUAAAUCACAUGUUUUUUUUACACACAAGCAUAAAAGUAAACACUAACAUAGGAAGAUACAAUAUUGUUUAACAAAGUCUUUCAGCUUUUAGGCUUUAACUUAGGGAAUAACUUAAAACUAGCAACAUGUUUUUGAUUUUAUACGGUUGAUCGAAUUGUUGAGGAACCAAUCGGAAAACGCGUGGGGAUUUCGUUCAGUGUGCAACAUAAGCUCUUAGUAAAACAAACAGAAAUUGCACUUGUCCCUUCCCCUCCCUCCUGCUCCUUCUUAAUUCAUCCGACGGCGAAUGGGUUUCCUCUACGCUUACUCUACGCGCGAUACACGGUGGUCUAUACACUACACAAGCACGUGCACGAUUAAGGUGGUGCAAAAGUAACUGAAUCCUGAUCGUUGAAACGCCAUGCUUCUUCUCUUCUAUCGUUCGCGCUUCCUAUCUAGAAGUAAAGUCUGUGUGGAAAUGACAAAAAACGGACGUUUGACGGUAAAGGUGGCUCAUUUUUAUGUGAG
Molecule: messenger RNA, 1963 nt
Organism: Aedes aegypti (yellow fever mosquito)
Lineage: Eukaryota; Metazoa; Arthropoda; Insecta; Diptera; Culicidae
Exons: 4
Coding region: 298-744 (148 amino acids)
Biological process (GO): tRNA splicing, via endonucleolytic cleavage and ligation
Molecular function (GO): nucleic acid binding
Source: RefSeq, a predicted model, not a curated record